Molecule: messenger RNA, 987 nt
Organism: Aspergillus versicolor CBS 583.65
Lineage: Eukaryota; Fungi; Ascomycota; Eurotiomycetes; Eurotiales; Aspergillaceae
Exons: 2
Coding region: 1-987 (328 amino acids)
Biological process (GO): secondary metabolic process
Source: RefSeq, a predicted model, not a curated record
AUGGUCUCCCUUGAAGAUAUUCGCGCUCACAAUGCGCAGGUCUCGUCCUCUUUCCCCCCUGGCCUCGUUGCCCUGUUCGUCGGCGCUACGAGUGGCAUCGGCGCAGCCACAUUGAAGGCAUUCGCAAAGAAUACUCGCAGCCCUCGCGCCUACUUUGUCGGUCGCUCCCAGGAAGCCGCAGACCAGAUCCUCGCCGAAUGCAAGACCCGUAAUCCAGAAGGGGAAUACAUCUUCAUCCAAGCAGACGUCAGCCUCAUCCGGGUCGUGGACGAAGUGUGCGCCCAGAUCAAGGCAAAAGAAACAGAACUGAACAUCAUCUGUCUCAGUCAGGGAGUUGCCAGCUUUGACCGGAUUGAAACACCGGAGGGCAUCCACCUCCUCACAGCCCUACUUCACUACUCUCGAGCCCGCUUCAUCACCCAGCUUCUUCCCCUCGUACAACACGCGUCUAGUAUUCGCCGCGUAUUAACUGUGGGUGCUGCUGGUUUAGAAGGAGCCAUCGACACAUCAGACUUCCCGGCGCUGCGUGUCCCGUUUGAGAAGAUCCGGCCUCACAUCGCCAGUCUUCUAACCCUUGCCCUGGAGGCCAUGGCCCGGAAGGCGCCUGAAGUGUCCUUCAUCCAUGGCUACCCCGGGGCCGUAAACACUCCGCUCACACAGCGCAUGCUCGGCAGUGCUGCUGCGACUGUGGGUGUUGAGAUGCCAGAUGACUGGAUGGAGCCGGAGGAGAGUGGGGAGAGGCACUUGUUUCUCUUGACUAGUGGGAGAUAUCCAGCUGCUGAGCUGGGUAUUGGAGGAAAGGAUAAAGGCGCCGUUCAAGGGAUAAAUGGACAGGCUGGUAGUGGAGUGUAUUCGAUUGGGUGGGAUGGGGAGUGUGUGUCGUCGGAGGCACUGGAGGUCCUGAGGGGCUUGAGGGAGGAGGGACUUGUUGACAAGGUGUGGGCGCAUACCGAGGGUGAAUUCGCAAGAAUCACUGCAAUUAAUUGA